AUGGCGGCGUCCAUAGGUGCAGGUCUGCUUUGCAGGAGGUUAAGAACACAUGGCCUGACUUUUCAAAGAUACAAAUUCAAGAAGAAAUGGGCUGCCACUCUUCCGAACAUUACCUGUUCAAGGUUAGCACUGCAGUACUUUGAUAUGAAUUAUAGUUUGCAGUUUGGUGAACUGUGGCCUUCCAUCCGCAUCAGCCUUCUCUCCGAACAGAAGUAUGGAGCACUUGUAAAUAGCUUUUCCCAAAAGCCUACGGUUAUACAAAAGCUGAGCACCUUAAAUGCCGCAGACUUUAUUUUUGAGGCUGAGAGAUCAGUCUCGGACUUGCAGUUGGAUACUUUAAAGGACUCCAAAGUAGUAAAAGAGGCAAAUGAAUUUCCACUGGAAGCAGAUGUUCUAGAACCUCAAACACAACAUCUUCCAAAAAAGCAAGCAUCAAGUCUGAUGUCAUCACUGCUGUAUUCAAGUCUCUCCUGCUUUACAUUUUCCAGGGGGGAUAUCAGCCGCUUCCCAUCACCCAGGUCAGACAUCUUUGGGCAUCUGGAAUACUAUCUGAUGGACGCUGCAUCUCUGUUACCUGUGUUGGCAUUAAAUGUACCACCUGAUAGUGACGUUCUAGACAUGUGUGCUGCCCCUGGUGGAAAAAUGCUGGCACUUCUGCUGGCUGGAAACUGCAGACACCUUACUGCCAACGAUAUGUCCAUUUCACGCAGCGGUCGGCUCCGUAGGGUCCUGCUGUCUUAUAUUCCCAGAGAAUUUCGAACAGAGGACAAAGUGCGCAUUACGUCAUGGGAUGGCCGGAACUGGGGCGAGAACGAGAGCAGUGCCUAUGACCGGGUUCUGGUGGAUGCCCCAUGUACCACAGACAGGCAUUCCCUUCUUGAAGAGGACAACAACAUUUUCCAUCGAUUGAGGACUAAGGAGCGUCAGAUGUUGCCAAUGGUCCAGAUUGAGCUGUUGGUGGCUGCCCUGCAGGCAGUAAAGCCAGGAGGUGAAGUGGUAUACUCCACGUGCUCUCUGUCCCAGCUGCAGAAUGAGUAUGUAGUGCAGCGAGCAGUUGAGCUUGCUUCCUCUGAACACGGAAUUCACACAGAGCUCCAAGACCUUAGCUGCUUCAGAGAGAUUUUCAAGAACAUUUUCAACUUUUCUACAGACUGCAGGAUAGGGGAAUUGGUCCUCCCUCAUCUCACUGCAAACUUUGGGCCUAUGUACUUCUGUAAGCUAAAGCGCCUGCCCUAGCCUCAAGUAUCUGCAGCAACAGAAGCACACGGAACAACAUUUUAAAGCAAGGUCGUGACAACACACAAAGUCCUGGAGUUCCAGGCACUCUCAAAAACCCCUGCAGCUGCUUGCAUUGUUCUGGCUGGCAUUCCUUUAUUUUUGAGGCUGUCUCUUAAAAAAAAUUAAAAAAAAAUAAAAAACCCAAGCAAACCCCAAAGGACAUUUCUCGUAUAUAUAAAGAGUGACCCAUACGUUUAUUAAUAACAUUUUCCAAAAUAAUCUGUAUGACCAUGAUGAAUAGGAAAUAUAACAGUCUGUGACUAGUAGCCCAUGGAUGUGCACGGCUGCUAUACACGGACAAUCUGACGACAGAGGAUUAGUUCUUCCCGGUAGCAGUGUUUCCACUUCCUCUUUAAAGCAGGAGACAUCAUAAUAGUGCAACAUUGUGUUUUCCAAAACAAACAAUCAGGGAGUUCCUUUAAGCAAUAUAAUAGUAUUAUAUACAGUAAUAUGGACAACAAGCAAGAGAUAACAGACAGACAUGUAUGUAUGUUAAUGUUUGAAGACUUGGACAGAGCUCUGUAAUGAAUCAAAAACUGUAUUGCACAAUUUGGACUAAAAUAUCCUUGGUAUGAUAUAAGACCUGCGCAAAAAUGUUGUUCAGCCAGUUUAUCCGAAUCAGAAUUCAUUUAAUCCAAACAUAGGAUUCAUUAAAUAAUAUCCCGGACAAUUCAAUUCGUUCAGGGGUGGAUUAACAAGUUUUUAUGGCACAUUGGCUCCAACUAAUUUUUGUGCAAGUCUAGUGAUUUACAGAAACGUGUAUGUUCUAUUAAUCUCCAUGAAAACCUACAAACAAAAGUAAUUAUGGUGUUGAUCCUUUUUAAAUAUCAUGAACAAAUAUGAAGUAUUACAUUAAACUCAACUGAGCCAAAGGCUCAAAACUCAGACUAUAGAUAUAGAUAUUCAGUGCUUGCUAGGCAUUGCCCAGCUUUCUCCUUGUUUAACCUGACCUAAAAAGAAGGUCCCAACCAAUAGUGUAGCACUGUAUCAAUAAAUACAGUUUCAGAAUAUGAUACUAUUUACACUCGCAAUUUCAAUAUACCUGUGCUACCUGUUGGGGGUGUAUGCCUCGGCUGCAUGAGCAGAAAAGUGCAAAUAUAAGAACAGCGCUAUCCCAAAUCCUGGGGCCUAUAGUAAACCAGCAGGCAUGUGAGUAAAAGCAGAAAGCUUGGGUUCACCAUGUGCUGCUCCAGUCUUUCUCUACAGCUCUUUGAAGAUAGGAGCUACUAAUCAGGAGCUUCUGUUAGCUUUCCGGAGCGGCGCCCUGCACUGCUGAGGUUGCCUGCUCUCACUGACCUGUAUUGGAGACAGGAAGCAGUAACCAACAGACCUCAGGUAAGAAGUGACACCAUUCUAACAUGGUUUGACUCCCUUCAGUAGGGAUGCGCCAGGGUACUACUGUCACCAUAACCACUACAGCAGGCUAUAAUGUUUAGGAUUCUUGCAGUGCUUCUUUAAAUAAAAGAAAUGCAAAUAUAAUAUCGAAUUUUAUGUUUGUAAUUUCUAAUAGAUUUUAUUAUCUUUAUUUUAGUUUUGUUUCCUAUUUCAUAUUUAGUAGUAUUGACAAAGUUCAGAGAUUAUUGCCAUUUAUUUAUAGAGUGACGACAGUACCGUGGUGUCAAAUACAUAAUUUUUCUGGAAAUUCCAGAA
This is a messenger RNA of Pelobates fuscus (common spadefoot toad), 2928 nucleotides long. It is a transcript of the gene NSUN4, whose product is annotated as NOP2/Sun RNA methyltransferase 4. The record is from RefSeq and is a predicted model, not a curated record. The transcript is spliced from 6 exons. Gene Ontology annotation, biological process: RNA methylation. The coding region runs from base 1 to 1236 and encodes 411 amino acids. Gene Ontology annotation, molecular function: RNA methyltransferase activity. Lineage: Eukaryota; Metazoa; Chordata; Amphibia; Anura; Pelobatidae.